AUGGCUUACUCACAGAUAUCUCAAUCCCAGGACUCCUGUAUUGAUUCAGAUAUAGGUCUGAAUUUCACCUCCGACCCUUCCUAUCCAGAUAAUAUUUCCGACUUUAUCGGCAGCCAAACCCCAUUGACAUCUUUUUCGCAAACCCAAACUCCAGUUGCACCAACAUCUCUUAUCCGUCUUGGUCCUUAUCUACAAAAGCACUGGAUCCCAUAUCCUUCUGACUCUAGCUACGGCAAUAUGGAAGAAACUCGAAAGAAGUUUGUAGACUGGUGGCUUACUACUGAGUUCGGAUCGCAACCUCAGACAAGAAAAGAAAUUCACUGGGAAGGAAAAGCAACUUCCGAUGUCUGGGAUAGCUUCCAACAAGUUGCACACGAGAAAAGUGGGAAGCCUAGGGUAAUGUGUAAAUCAUGUCUCUGUACCAUCGGUCAUCCACGCUUCCGUCGAGCAGGGUCAUCACCUAUGAAUGCGCAUCUAAAGACAAGUACUUGUCCCCGAAAACCGACCCCAAAGAAAGGUAUUGAUCAACUUGUAAAGGAAAUGCCUAGUGGCCCAGCAAAACAAUCCUUUUCCCAAGAUCAACUCUCGAAGGCUAUACUUAGCUUUAUCACUACUGCCCAUCUACCCUUUCGUUUAAUUGAACAUCCCCAGUUCCGCAAUUUGUUCGACAUUAUUCAACAAGCUUCAACCAAGAUUACUGUUCCAUCUGCACGGACAAUUCGACGUUGCCUAGACUUGGUUGUCUCCGAGAAUCAGAAACAGACCCUUGCAAAGCUACCUAAUGGAAGCCGUUUGUCAAUUGCACUCGAUUGCUGGACAUCACCAUUCCAGCAGGCAUUUAUGGCUGUUACCGGAUAUUUUCUUGAUCAAAAAUGGAACUACUGUGAGGUUCUGCUUGGAUUCGAGCAUCUUCAUGGAUCCCACACCGGAGAGAAUCUCAGUAAAACUGUCACUCAGCUACUUGCCGAUCAUGGGAUCUCCGACCGGGUACUGUCAGUCACAACUGACAAUGCAACAAAUAACAAUACAUUGAUGACUGGUGUCCAAGAUACUCUCCAAGCACAGUGCAGCCGACGGUCUGAUCCUUUAAUCUUCCGGGUCCCAUGUACUGUACAUGUGAUCCAGCUUAGCUUAACAGAGCUUCUUGGAAAGCUUAAGGCAGCCCCGUCCAAUAAACAGAUUGAUUUGGAGUGGUCGGAUGAAAGAACACAAUCCUUUCAGAGCAAACGAUCCAGCAAUCAUGUUCAGAUCACCGAGACUCUAAGAAAGAUUCGAGGUCUUGCGGUUUUUAUUAAUGCAAGUCCUCGGCGUCGGGAGGCAUUUAUGGCCUUACAGACUACAGACACUCCUUUGAUUCCUAUCCAAGAUGUUCAAACCCGGUGGAAUUCAACCUUCCUGAUGCUUAACCGUGCUAAGCGACUACAACGAUUCUACGAUCAGUACUGUAUAGACCAUCAGUAUCUUCAUUUCAAGCUUGAUCAGGAAGAAUGGCGACAGGUGGACUAUCUUCUUCUCCUCACAAAACCCUUUUUCGACUUUACAACUGUACUGUCACAGACUAAAGAUAUCACUGUACACAAUAUCUUUAGUAUUUACAACAAACUCUUCUCCCAUCUCGAUACAGCAGAGUCAAAGCUGAAAAAUAAAGGUGUUAUCUGGAAAAGGCAUAUGCUCCAGGCUCUACCGACCGCCAAAACCAAACUGUCAAAGUACUACACUGCUACCGAUUACGAGCCAUACGGGGAUAUCUACGCAUUUGCUACAAUUCUUUGCCCAUCCAAAAAACUCCGGUACUUCUCUUCCUCUGAUUGGCAAGGGGAUAUUGACUAUGUUAAACACUACCAUGAAGUUUUAAAACACGAGUUCGACCGGUAUAAGGCUAGACUCUAUGAGGGUCUUGAGAGUACUGCUUUGGAGGAUCCAUCCGGAGAGUCUGCUGAUGAUAGUGACUACGAUUUGGAUGCUAUCUGUGCCUCUCAGAAUCAAAUACCUGAAGAAACAAUACUGCCCCAGGAUGAUGAGAUUGCCAGAUAUCUUGCCCGCGGUAUCGAGAGGCAAAAACCUCGAGUAUAUUGGAAAGAGCAUGAGAGUGAUUUUCCUAUCCUGGCAAAUAUGGCACGCGAUAUCCUGUCGAUUCCUGCUAGCGGUGCUGGUGUUGAGCGAUUGUUUAAUUGUGCCCGCGAUAUCUGCCAUUAUCGCCGUGGUCAGCUGAAACCAAGUACAGUCCGAGCGCUUAUGCUUCAUCAGUUUGCUACCAAUUUCGAUCUUAAGCAGGAGGAGCUGGAUGCUAUCAAAGAAUAUCUCUCCGACAGUGAGGCUGCACUGAUGGAUCAAGCCCGUAAACCAUCGCCUCCGCUUGAAAUAUUGGAACCAAUUAGUGACAAUAAGGAGGAUGAAGAUCCUGGGGUAGAGGAUAUACAGCAGUGUAUACAGGGUGCUGGGGAAGAUGAUUUGGAUAAUACUGAGCAACAUAGGCGGGGAAAGGGAAGACAAUCAAGAAAGCGGUCAUCUGAUGAUCUUGGUGAGCAAGAAGACGAUGGCGCCCCAGAUGUAUCAAUAGAAUCCUCCCAGAUGCGACCGGGGCGAGCUCGGAAGCAGCCAAGACUGCCAGACGGGUUUGAGCUUCUUUAG
This is a messenger RNA of Penicillium angulare, 2631 nucleotides long. RefSeq lists its product as uncharacterized. The record is from RefSeq and is a predicted model, not a curated record. Bases 1 to 2631 code for a protein of 876 amino acids. Gene Ontology annotation, molecular function: protein dimerization activity; DNA binding. The transcript has 3 exons. NCBI's taxonomy places the organism in Eukaryota, Fungi, Ascomycota, Eurotiomycetes, Eurotiales, Aspergillaceae.